Messenger RNA from Panicum hallii, 776 nucleotides. Its product is annotated as 40S ribosomal protein S13. The transcript has 5 exons. The coding region runs from base 97 to 552 and encodes 151 amino acids. Gene Ontology annotation, cellular component: ribosome; nucleolus; cytosolic small ribosomal subunit. Gene Ontology annotation, molecular function: small ribosomal subunit rRNA binding; structural constituent of ribosome. The record is from RefSeq and is a predicted model, not a curated record. Gene Ontology annotation, biological process: translation. NCBI's taxonomy places the organism in Eukaryota, Viridiplantae, Streptophyta, Magnoliopsida, Poales, Poaceae.
CCGCCCGCGCCCCCUCUCGCCCUCGCGCCGCCGCCGCCGCCGCUGCAGCAGCAGCAAGACCCCGCCGUCGCCGGAGACAAACCCCCAGCCGCCGCCAUGGGGCGUAUGCACAGCCGCGGGAAGGGUAUCUCGUCGUCGGCGCUGCCGUACAAGAGGACUCCCCCGACCUGGCUCAAGACCGCCGCCUCCGAUGUGGAGGAGAUGAUCACCAAGGCCGCGAAGAAGGGUCAGAUGCCGUCGCAGAUCGGCGUCCUCCUCCGUGACCAGCACGGUAUCCCGCUCGUCAAGAGCGUCACUGGUAGCAAGAUCCUCCGCAUCCUCAAGGCCCAUGGGCUCGCGCCAGAGAUCCCGGAGGACCUUUACUUCCUGAUCAAGAAGGCGGUGGCGAUUAGGAAGCAUCUGGAGAGGAACAGGAAGGACAAGGACUCCAAAUUCAGGCUCAUUCUUGUUGAGAGCAGGAUCCACCGCCUUGCCCGCUACUACAAGCGCACCAAGAAGCUCCCGCCCACCUGGAAGUAUGAGUCGACCACUGCCAGCACUCUGGUGGCCUAAGUGAUCUCUUCAGAUGGUGUGGUCUUUAGCUUCUUUGAGAUUGGCUUGUUCUAGAUAUGAAUUUAUGUAAUGCUUAAUGAGUCUGGAGCGGGUUAGAUGGACAAGGAACCUCAACUUUUUCUAUGUUUACUUGGAGAAUCCCAUAAACCAUUUUUGGUUUCUCGAAUCUGUCUGUUAAACGUAACAUGCAUCCAUGUUUUGUCCCAGAUAGCCCCUUUUUUCUG